UCACUCUCUUUCCUUUCAAUGGGCUAAAAUAUUUACGGUAGCAACCCUAAAGAAUUAGGACUGGACUCUGCUAUGGUCGUGCACGUGCCUUACCCUACUCCACUCGUCCAUGAACAUUCCAGAAAUCUACAGGUUUUUUGAACUUUGGACUUUGUAUGAGAUUAUUUAUGCCUUGUAUAGGCUUCAGUUUGUGUGAAAUUAUCUACUGCUGAGUGAAAUUUGGGUUUUGGGUUUGUUUGAGAUGGAGCAAGUGAAGGUAAUCAGCACAUUGGUGAGUCCCUUUGGCAUGCGUGUAUUAAUUGGUCUGGAAGAGAAAGGCUUGAAAUAUGAAUACCAAGAAGAGGACCUACUGACCAAGAAGAGCGACCUCCUCCUGCAGAAGAAUCCUGUGCACAAGAAAUUACCUGUUUUGAUCCACAAUGGCCAGCCUAUAUGCGAGUCUCUUAUAAUUCUUCAGUACAUCGACGAGACUUGGGAUUCCAACCAAUUUUUACCCACUAAGCCAUAUGAUCGUGCCCUUGCCCGCUUCUGGGCCGAUUUCAUAGAUAAGAAGUUUUUUGAGUCGGCGUCUCGUAUAGUGCUUUCAAAAGAUGAAGAUCAGGAGCAGGCCAAGCGUGACAUGCUGGAGAACCUAAAAGCUUUAGAGGGUGCGUUGAAAGAAAUGUCAGGAGGAGGAUCCCUGCCUUUCUUCAAUGGAAAGGAUUUUGGGUUCCUAGAUAUUGCCCUCAUUCCUUUUGCUGCUUGGUUCCAUACAUUUGAAAGUAUGGGGAAUUUCAAGAUACCGUUUGAGAGUGGAUAUCCAUUGCUUGAUGCGUGGGUUAAGAGAUGUGUGGAGAGGGAGAACGUGAAGAAAGCCCUUCCCUCUCCUGAUCGAGUUCUGGAAUAUGCAUUGCAAAUGAGGAAGAAAUAUUUGGUUAAUUGAAUUCAUAUGGGUAUUAGUUAAAUGCCAUGUUCAAACGCGUUUCAGAACUGUAUCGUUCAAUCUUUAUGUUGAUCGAUUUAUGUGCUUGGAGAAUAAAUCUUUCAAUAGAAAUCUGUAAUAUUUAGGUGAUGGGGUUCCCAUACGAGCAUUCAUGCUUCAAAAUUUGUGCUCGGAAAAUUUUCUCGGGCCAUUUUUUCUGGGUACCGUUUGAAAAAAAUACUAAAAUAUUUAUUUAAAUUCUUAGUUUUCGUUUCAAAUCUGCAGAUUUGUGUUGUUGCUGGGAAAAUUUCGGUAGCGGCUAUUCUGGCUCUAAUAUAGAGCUAGAAUAGACGCGUCCGAAAAUUUCGGUGCUUGUAGAAAUGAAUACAACAAGUUGCACUAGAUUUGG
Molecule: messenger RNA, 1310 nt
Organism: Cryptomeria japonica (Japanese cedar)
Lineage: Eukaryota; Viridiplantae; Streptophyta; Pinopsida; Cupressales; Cupressaceae
Product: glutathione S-transferase U19
Exons: 2
Coding region: 242-922 (226 amino acids)
Biological process (GO): glutathione metabolic process
Cellular component (GO): cytoplasm
Molecular function (GO): glutathione transferase activity
Source: RefSeq, a predicted model, not a curated record